This is a messenger RNA of Oryzias melastigma (Indian medaka), 3050 nucleotides long. It is a transcript of the gene nrl, whose product is annotated as neural retina leucine zipper. NCBI's taxonomy places the organism in Eukaryota, Metazoa, Chordata, Actinopteri, Beloniformes, Adrianichthyidae. The coding region runs from base 423 to 1811 and encodes 462 amino acids. Gene Ontology annotation, molecular function: DNA-binding transcription factor activity, RNA polymerase II-specific; RNA polymerase II cis-regulatory region sequence-specific DNA binding. The record is from RefSeq and is a predicted model, not a curated record. Gene Ontology annotation, cellular component: nucleus. The transcript has 6 exons. Gene Ontology annotation, biological process: regulation of transcription by RNA polymerase II.
GGAUGAGGGGGAGGCAGAGGGAGGAGGCAAACAGGGAUUUGCAGCAGAGUGGAGAGACAGAAAGGGGGCAGUGGCACUCAGUGACAGAGAGCUAAACACACUCACAUGGACACACACACAUAAACACACACCUCUGUGUCUCCUACCAAACGUGUCAGUCAACCAGUCGCUCAUUUUUUGUGUGAGUGUGUGUGUCUGCUGGGGAUGUUGAAAAGAGCCGGCCGCCGUCCUUCACCCCUGUGACCAACGGCCAAACAAACGGCGUGAGGAAGUCGACGUUUGAGGAAGACUCACAAACCGUUUCCUGGCAUCCCUGCUGUUGCUGCCGUCUAUGAACCGCUCUGAGGCGGACGAUUGGGCUUUCCAACGAUCCUGACACAAGGAGAACCUCGGUGAAGCUCCCUCCAUCAGCGCCAGACGCCAUGUCCUCCCCACCCCUCCCCAUGCCUUCUCUGCCCCCCAGCCCCCUUGCCAUGGAGUACCUGAACGACUUUGAUCUUCUCAAAUUCGAGGUGAAAUCUGACACCCCUCCACUCCCCCCUCCGUGUGCAUAUCCCAAAGCUGGCGUCGGUCAGGACUCCUCCGGCUCUCCGUACACCAGCCACCCCCCGCAGGACUCCAGCUUGAACUCCAGUCCUUACAACUCGCUGCCGCCUUCGCCGACGCUCAGCGACGCCCACCCGCCACCUUCAGGUUCUUCCUCCCUCUCCUCAUCCUCCUCCUCCAUCUCCUUCCCCCUCUCCAUCUCCAACAGCUUCACGUCUGGCGUCAGCUCGGGCUCCCAGGGGACCGUGGAGGGAAGUCCGGCUCAUGGAGGCCCUCAGGGUCCCACCCCGGCCUCCUUGGAGGACCUGAUCUGGUUGGCUGCUCUGCAACAACAGUUUGGGGGUGAGAUGGCGGGCCCUGCCUCUUUGCUCGGAGCCUUGGGAGGGGUGCCAGACCGAGGGGACAGGGAGAGGGGGCCAGUUAACGGCUUCCUGGGAUGUGAGGACGCUGUGGAGGCUUUACUCAACUCUGCUGCUGCGGCGGUGAGCUCACAGUUUCCGGGACUUUCCCAAAGUUCGAGCUCCAACCUGGGAGACUCCAGCAGUGACAGCGGAGGAGACAUCUCCUGCGCUAAGGCAGCCGACAUGUGCCAUCGCCCGCUCGUCUUCCUGUCAUCAGCGCCCCCGUCACUAUCCAACGGCACUCCCAUGUCAGCUCCCUUCCCACAGCCCCUCAGCCCCCAGGGCCGCCUUCAUCACCACCCGCACCAUCAUCAGCAUCAUCCGCACCAUCCCAUGCACGGCAGCCAUCACCAUCAUCACCACCAAGUCAGCCAGGUACAUCCAGACGCCAGGGGAAGGCUUCCCGAUGAGGAAGACCCUGGAUUCUACAUGUACAACAAAGAACGGCGUCUUCUCCUCCUUGUGUUCCCUCCAUCUGCUCAGCAAAGUGGAGUGAACGAGCGCUUCUCUGACGAGCAGCUGGUGAGCCUGUCAGUGCGGGAGCUGAACCGACACCUGCGCGGAGUGAGCAAGGAUGAAGUGGUGCGCCUGAAGCAGAAACGGCGCACGCUCAAGAACCGCGGGUACGCGCAGUCGUGCCGCUACAAGCGCCUGCAGCACCGCCACGCUCUGGAGUCGGAGAAGCACGUGCUCACGCAACAGCUGGAGCAGCUCCAGUGUGAGCUGACCCGAGUGCUGAGGGAGAGAGACGCCUACAAGGCUCGCUACGAGAAGCUCCUCAGCACAAACCCCGGAGCCGCUGGAGAGGCUCCUCCGGCACGCACCGGCAACCCAGGAUCCCCACCGCCCGACUACUUCCUCUGAGCCCUAAAUGGAGCAUCAGCUGUGGAGUAAUGAGACUUUCAGAGGAGCGACGUGUUUGUGUGGGCUGUGUGUGCUUGACGGACGGACAGGGUUCGGCAGAUAGCGUGUGGGGCUGCACCACAGCAAAAACCUCCCUGUGAGGGACGUAGAUUUCUUUCACUGUGAAUGCACCGCUCAAAAGUAACUGAGAAUCGCUUCAUUAUGCAAAAAAAAAAAGAUUUAAAAAAACCAAAGCUGAGUAUGAUAUCUAUGCAAAAUGACGCUCUCCAAAUGAGUGGUUGAAGCUCGUUGUAGUUAAUUAUUUUCCUUUUUCUAUGCUGCUAAAGCUGCAGAGGUCUGAGUAGUGCAGUGGUGAUACACAUGGAGUGGUUCGGGCUUGGAUGAAAGUGUCCACGGUAUGCAGUUAAAUAUUCGCCAGCUAAUAUUUCACAGUUGCCUACCAAAGUGUUUAAGCUCACCAAGACUUCUUAUUCUUUGUAAGAUGAAUAAUCAUAGAUGAAAGAAUGUAAAAGAAUACCUUUCUUGGGAAUCUUCCAGUGAUUGUGCUAAACCAAUAGUGGACAUAAACGGUAGCUCUUGUGUUUUAGCAAAGAUAAACUCUUUUUGUUAGUUUUUAGCCAUUAUAGUGACAGGUUUGUUGUUUUUGCUCUGAAAAAAAACAUGUUUUGUUUGACUCUUGAUCGUGAGCUUAAUGACAACAAAUGAUAAACGACGGAAGAGAAAAAUAAAAGUGCGGCAUGAUUUGUGUGGUUUUGUCCAGUUCUCCGGCCUAAAUAAGAUAUUUAUGGGGGAGUGGAACAGCUCCGACGUACGUGGACAAUCACUAUUUUCAAUGAGCUGGUGACUGUGGAAUACUGAUGACUCAUUUAAGGUGCAGGGAUAAACAGAAAUGCAAAAAAAAAAAAAAAUCAUGGAGACUCUUUCUUAAAUGUCCCAUGAAAAGUUUGCCAGGUUUUGUGCAUUAGAGCUAUUUAUUUUGUUUGGGUGUAGGUUCCAUAAGUUGUUCUUUUAUUUAUUCACUUAUUUAUGAUGUAUUUAUCAUUUAUUUAUGUACGGAUUCUAAUUAUUUGACUGGUUUUAUUCCAUUAGCAUGUAUUUUUACUUUCCUACAGUUUAUUCUUUCAUUCAGUUGUAAUUAGAAUUAACAUAACAUUAAAAAAUGGCCAUUAUUCAGGUUUUCUGCUCCUGUUGUAGUGUGGUUUUAUAUGCCUAUGAAAUAAACAAAGUUCUAUAACAUCC